This is a messenger RNA of Prorocentrum cordatum, 699 nucleotides long. The record is from the annotation of a GenBank genome assembly. Lineage: Eukaryota; Dinophyceae; Prorocentrales; Prorocentraceae.
UUACGAGAUGGUGAAGCAGUACAAGACGGACCGGCCGAUCAACGACGCGGCGAUCUCGCCGCUCUACAACGCAGAGAAGGACGACCCGAAGCUUCACGUCCUGCUGGGCGGGGGCCAGGACGCCAAGGACGUGACAACGACGGCCGGCUCCUCCGGCAAGUUCGAGGCGAUGCUCUGGCACAUGGUCUGCGAGGAGGAGCUCGGCCAGGUGAAGGGCCACUUCGGACCCAUGAACUCCCUGUGCUGGUUCACAGACGGCAGGGGCUUCGUCACUGGUGGAGAGGACGGCUACGUCCGCGUGCACUUCUUUGACAACGAUUAUUUCACGUCGAAGAAGUUCGAGUAGAGCCGCGCCCGCGCGCACGCCCACCGCGCAAGUAGGACCCGGCCCCGGUUUUUGGGGCGGGCGCGCGCGGCGGCGGGGCGGCCGCCUGCUCGCCCUCUCGCGUGCCCCCCCUGCUUCGGGCGCGCGUCGGGGGGGCCUCCCCGGGGCCCACCUGAUGGGUGCGGUCGACUCCGCUUCUCGGGAGCGGAAACGAGGGGGCUCGUCUUCCACCCCCCCUUCGCCUUUCCCCUCGCCUCCUGCCGCAGCCAGCCAUCAGCCGUGGCGUGCCACGCCGGCUCCGGGCUUGCGCGGGGCCCCGCGGUCGAGAGCCUGACGCUGAUCCGCCGGUCCGGUCCCAGCCAGGCACAGGGGGG